Molecule: messenger RNA, 549 nt
Organism: Brenthis ino (lesser marbled fritillary)
Lineage: Eukaryota; Metazoa; Arthropoda; Insecta; Lepidoptera; Nymphalidae
Source: the annotation of a GenBank genome assembly
AUGGAGGAGGAGUCGAUGUCCGGACACAGCUGUUCUGAGGACGAUAUCAGCGUUGGUCGGCCGUCGCCGGCGCCUUCCCGGUCACCGUCGCCACAGGACUAUUUUAGACCACUAAAACGACUGAAGAUGGCUUCCGAACCGAUGGAGGAACGUCGCGGAGAAGGUGUAAAGAGUUUCUCGAUAUUGGACAUUUUGUCGCAUAGUCCGCGCACUCCUCCUCGUAUAGUGCGGCCUUGGGAUGCUUCAGGGUUUGAGAGAUUGCAGCGGUUGCAGCGCUUGGCCGGUGCUGCUUUGUUAGAUGGUGAGCGCUGGAGGUUAGCGGCUUUGGGACUCUUAAGGCCAAGAGAAAUGGCGCCAGCGGAAUGCUGUGAUUCUGUAUCAGAAAGGUCAUCAUCUGCUUCCGAUUGCUGUUCAGAACCUAGACGAGCGCCGCAAGGGCCUAAUGCUCCUCAUACGCCCUUAGAUGCACUAUUCCAUAUGACCAGUAAAACUUUCGAAGCAAAUAAUGCUGACAGUGGAGGCAUUAGAAGGCAUUAUAAUUUUGCAAGU